Molecule: messenger RNA, 2108 nt
Organism: Acipenser ruthenus (sterlet)
Lineage: Eukaryota; Metazoa; Chordata; Actinopteri; Acipenseriformes; Acipenseridae
Gene: cfi
Product: complement factor I
Exons: 16
Coding region: 19-1905 (628 amino acids)
Biological process (GO): proteolysis
Cellular component (GO): membrane
Molecular function (GO): serine-type endopeptidase activity; protein binding
Source: RefSeq, a predicted model, not a curated record
ACUUACAAAAAGGCUACAAUGCAGCUGGUGGUGUUUCACAUUCUGUAUAUUUUCCUUCUCGGCUAUGGGAUAACGCAGGAGACGUGUCCUGAGAGGGGUUUAACUAGCACUAUACCACCAACCACCAAUGCAACUCAAACCACUGCUAAACCACAGCUGGAAGAUACGUAUCUUCAAAAUGACGAGUGUCUAGGUAAGAAGUUCACUUACAAAUCGUGCCAGAAGGUCUUCUGCCCUCCCUGGAUGAGAUGCAUCAAAGGGGACUGCGUCUGCAAACUGCCCUACCAGUGUCCAAAAGGCACUGGCUCUCCAGCUUGUGCGACUGAUGCGAGGUCCUACAGGUCCUACUGCCAGGUGAAGAGUUUUGAGUGCAGUCGUGGAACAGUCAAGUUUACACACAGUGCAGCAGACUGUUCAAAUGCAUUUUACGCUGAUUUGGAUUUUCAAACUGUAUGGGUGAAGCUGGCCAAGAGAACGGAGAAACACCUUAUUUGUGGAGACACCUGGAAGAUUCCUGCCGGAAAUACAAUCUGCAGAGAGAAAAAAUAUGAAAAAGGUGCUAAAGAAGUUACGUCUGUGAGUUAUUCAGACAUCUCCAAUCAAUAUUCUAAGGAGUGUAUAAACGUGCGCUGCACUGGACUGGAGACGACCCUCGCAGAGUGCACCCUCUACAAUAAAAAGGAGAUGAACAAUGACACCAAGAUUGCAAAAGUUACAUGCUAUACAGAGAAUAAAGAAUGUUCUGAUGACGAGUUCCAAUGUGUCAAUGGGAAAUGCAUUGCUCACAACAGAACCUGUGAUGGAGUCAAUGACUGUGGAGACCUCAGUGAUGAGCUGUGCUGUAAAGCCUGCAGGGGAGGCUUUCACUGCAGGUCGGAUGUGUGUAUCCCAUCUGAAGCAGUGCGAGAUGGGAUAGAAGACUGUUUAACUGGGGAGGAUGAGCAAGACAAUUCUGGUGAAAAGAAACUUCCAGUUAAAGAUAAUAUUCAUUCAAGCACAGUAGAAGAUAAUAUUCUUUCAAGCAUAGUAGAAGGUGAAAAGAAACUUCCAGUUAAAGAAAAUGUUCUUUCAAGCAUAGUAGAAGAAACAAAAUUAACAAGGAAAAACAUUUCUGACCUAACCUGUGGAAUCAACACCUUCAGAGAGAGCGACAGUCAAGGGGCAAGAAAGAAACGGCUUCUGGGAGGAAAGGUUGCGCAAAGGGGUCAGAUUCCUUGGCAGAUAGCAAUCGACGAUGAAGGAGAAAUAAACUGUGGAGGGAUUUAUAUCGGAGGGUGCUGGGUACUGACUGCAGCCCACUGUGUGAGACCUAAACCACAACUGUACCGAAUCAAAAUCGGGGUGUGGAACGCAUUGAAAGUUGACAAGGAUACAGAUUCGAUAGCUGUAGAGAAAGUAAUAAUCCACCCAGAUUACAACCCUACAACAUACCAGAAUGACAUUGCUUUGAUUGAGAUGAAGAAUAUUUAUCACACCAAAGAAUGCAUUAAUCCCAACAAAUACAUUGCCACAGCAUGUGUUCCUUGGUCUGAGUAUCUGUUCAAACCUGGAGACAAAUGCAUUAUUUCUGGCUGGGGCCGAGCAAAAGGAUAUGAAAGAGUUUAUGUUCUUAAUUGGGCUCACAUCCAAAUAAUAAAAAACUGUUCGACAAUUUAUGGCCAUAGAUACUACGAGGGAAUGGAAUGUGCAGGUACCUAUGAUGGGUCAGUAGACACUUGCCAAGGGGAUUCCGGUGGACCACUGGUGUGCACUCAUAAUGAAGUGGCCUAUGUGUGGGGGAUUGUCAGCUGGGGAGAGAAAUGUGGAGUCGCCCAUUACCCAGGAGUUUACACGAAGGUGGCCCACUACUAUGAGUGGAUAAGCCACCAUGUGGGCAGGGCCAGCAUUAGCAAAUAUAACGUGUAAUAGUACACUCUACAGUCACUGUAAACAAAUAUGUUUGCAAUUGCCAAUUAAACAGUUGAUUGUGUUCUGUUGCAUUUACUUACUCUCAAGCCUGCUUAUAGUAACCUUUCAAAAAGGCCAUUUAAAAGGUGGCUUUUAUGAUGUACUGCAUAAUAAAUAUAUAUGGGGAUGAUCUCUAUAUACUUUGUACUGAUGGUGUUUAA